UCCAUUCAGCCAACUCUCUCCUGUAUUUCUCUCUCUAAUUCCUCCAUAACUGCUACUACCAGUACCUUGCUUUCUUGACACCCCUCUUUACUAACUAAUCAAAUCCUGCAACAACUUAAAAGAGAUUGCGAAAACGCUGACUUUUUCAAUAAGCCUGUUACUCCAUCACCAAGUAAAGAAGCCCAAGACAAGUAUAUCAUGAUUCAAACUGAACUAGUGGCUAUGAUAGUUGCUGCUUUCUUCAACUUGCUGCCACCCCACAACUCUUUACUUUCAUCUUUACUGCUAAUAAACAAAAGGGUUUCUUGAUUUUUGCUGAUUUUUAGAUGUCCCAAGAGGACCAAGAACCUUCUGCAGAACAACUUCACGAAAUGUUUUUUAUGGAUUGUUUCAAGAAAAUGAAGCGUUUGAGGAUAUUUGAGCCAUCUUUGGGGAUUCUUGGAUUUUUCCUAGUUGCUGUUUGUGUUAUUUUUGGGUUCUUUUUGUUGGAUUACAAAGCUGUGGUUAAAGGGUCAAGAUUUUUUGCGGAGUCUGAUAGGCUGCUGUGGUUGAAAUUGAAUGAGGGUGGUGAGAAGAGAGCAAGGAAAGUUGAUUUUUUGAGUGAAGAAGGUGGUAGAUGUAAUGUGUUUGAAGGUGAUUGGAUUUGGGAUGAUAGUUAUCCAUUGUAUCAGUCCACAGAUUGCAGUUUCUUGGAUGAAGGAUUCAGGUGCUCGGAAAAUGGUAGGCCUGAUAUGUUCUAUACCAAGUGGCGCUGGCAACCAAAAGAUUGCAACUUGCCCAGAUUUGAUCCUAAAAUUAUGUUAGAUAAACUGCGGAAUAAGCGGGUGGUAUUCGUGGGUGAUUCCAUUGGAAGAAAUCAGUGGGAAUCAUUACUCUGCAUCCUUUCUUCUGUUAUCCCUGACAAGGAUUCAAUUUAUGAAGUAAAUGGCAAUCCUAUCACGAAGCACAGAGGAUUUCUGAUCUUCAAGUUCAAAGAUUAUAAUUGCACGGUGGAGUACUUCAGGGCUCCUUUUCUUGUACUGCAGAGCAGGCCUCCUGCUGGAGCUCCAUCAAACAUUAAAACUACUUUGAAGUUAGACCAAAUGGAUUGGAGUUGGUCAAAAUGGAGAGAUGCUGAUAUGCUCAUUUUCAACACAGGGCACUGGUGGAAUUAUGAGAAGACAAUAAGAGGGGGAUGUUACUUUCAAGAAGGUUUGGAAAUAACGAUGGAUAUGGAAGUUGAGACUGCAUACAAGAGAUCAUUACAGACAGUUCUAGAUUUUGUUCAUCGUGAAUUAAAUACAAGCAAAACGCAGGUUUUCUUUCGCACAUAUGCUCCUGUCCAUUUCAGAGGAGGAGACUGGAGAAACGGGGGAAACUGUCACCUGGAGACACUUCCAGAGCUAGGUUCUUCAUUGGUACCGUCGAACAAUUGGGAAAUGUAUAACCUUUUCAGCAAUGUUGUUUCAGCUCACUUGAACUUGUCAAAUGCGGAAGCAGUAGAAGUACUAAAUAUAACUCAUAUGACCGCGAGGAGAAAAGAUGGGCACUCAUCUUUGUAUUACUUGGAUCCCAAUGUUGGUCCUGCGCCUCCCCACAGGCAGGACUGCAGCCAUUGGUGUCUGCCUGGCGUCCCAGAUGCAUGGAAUGAGCUCCUGUAUGCUAUCUUUCUAAAACGUGAGAAUCUGCAAUUCAGAAAUCGUUACUUUGGGCACAUGGAUGAUUCUUAGCAAGUGUAUAUAUACUCUGUGACUAGGAACAAUUUACUCCCCUGGACACCAAUGAGGUGGUAUUCUUAUGUCGGAAAAGGCAGAAGAAAAGGAGGAUUUUGUGGGAGUAUAGCGGUGAGUGUAGAUCAACUGAAAAAUGAAUGUUCAAGCUGUUGGGAACAUGAGACUCCAUGUAAACAAGGGUCUUAGUCAGACACCAUUUUUUGUUUUUCUUUUCUUUUCUUUCUGGUUGAUGGUGAAAGAAGCCAGCUUUGGGGCAAAUGAGUUAAGAAGGGUUCUCUUCUUUGUAUUUUUCCUCCAGCAUUCGGAGCAUAGCUGUAGUGGAAAGCAUUACCUUUACCAUAGGAUCAAUUGUUAAUAAACUAGUUCUCAUCA
Molecule: messenger RNA, 2084 nt
Organism: Coffea eugenioides
Lineage: Eukaryota; Viridiplantae; Streptophyta; Magnoliopsida; Gentianales; Rubiaceae
Product: protein trichome birefringence-like 11
Exons: 4
Coding region: 327-1709 (460 amino acids)
Cellular component (GO): Golgi apparatus
Molecular function (GO): O-acetyltransferase activity
Source: RefSeq, a predicted model, not a curated record